Molecule: messenger RNA, 2263 nt
Organism: Myotis davidii
Lineage: Eukaryota; Metazoa; Chordata; Mammalia; Chiroptera; Vespertilionidae
Gene: ENTREP2
Product: family with sequence similarity 189 member A1
Exons: 14
Coding region: 1-2115 (704 amino acids)
Cellular component (GO): membrane
Source: RefSeq, a predicted model, not a curated record
AUGAACAUAACGGGAAAACAUCAGCUACGUCAGCGCUGGCGAGACGUCUGGGCAAAAGCCCUAGACGACAAGGAAAGCACAGUGAGUUCGGUGCCGCUGUGGACUUGGAGAGAGCGGUUCCUGAAGCAUCUCACCUUCCUGCACCGUUUGUCUUUCCAGGUGCUGCUGUCGGGACUCAUUGGCGUUGUCUCCUGGAAAAGGCCUCUGUCCCUCGUGGUCACCUUUUUCAUGCUGCUCUCCGCGGUGUGCGUGAUGCUGAACCUGGCCGGCUCCAUCCUCUCCUGCCAGAACGCCCAGCUCGUCAGCGCCCUGGGAGCCUGCCAGCUGAUUAAGUUUGACAGCGUGGAGGUGUGCAUCUGCUGUGAGACGCAGCACCGGGCGGCCGGCUGCAGCAACCUCGGGGAGACGCUGAAGCUGAACCCGUGCCUCUCCAACCUGCUCUUCAGCGUGUGCGCCCUCAACGUCCUCUCCACCAUCGUGUGCGCCCUGGCCACCGCCAUGUGCUGCAUGCAGAUGGUCUCCACCGACAUCCUGCACCUGUUCCUUCCACACCGGGCACACUCCUCCAGCCCUGCCUGCCUGACCCCGCACGGCACCGUCCUCCACCAGACGCUGGACUUCGAGGAGUUCGUCCCCCCUCUGCCGCCUCCGCCCUACUACCCUCCCGAGUACACCUGCACGCCCCCGGCCGAGGCCCACAGGGGCCUCCGCCUGGACUUGGCUCCCGCUCCAUUCGGCACCUUGUACGACGCGGCCAUCAACAGCCCCGGCCUGCUCUACCCCGCGGAGCUGCCCCCGCCCUACGAGGCCGUGGUGGGCCCGGCUCUGCCCAGCCAGGUCCCGCGCACAGACCAGCAGGGGGCCCAGACCAGCUCCCGGGACCCGGACGCCUCUGCCGGCUUCUGCGCACAAGAGAGCACCAGCCGCCCAGGCUCCCAGGGUGCCACCACUCUGGGCCCCAGCCACCUGUCCCCCGAUGGCCCCAGCACUGUUCCAGCCGAGGGACAGAAGUGGCCUCUGCCCGCGGUCCUUCUCCUGGCCACGUGGCUGUGCCGUGCCCAGCCCCCGGCCCCGCUGGUCUCCCGGUCUCGCUCUGCCGUGGCUGCCUGUGCCGGCCGACACCAGCUGUCCCCACCCGGGCACCCUGACAUCUGGGAACCGCCGGGGCACCCAGAGCCCGAGGCCUCACCGGCCGUCGCCAAACAGCGGCCGCGCUCCGUCGUGGACAGCGAGGCCCACGCGGGCACCGGGGGCCUGGUGGCUAAGUUUCUGGGGCGCUCCAGCCGCCCCCUCUCGAGCCCUUGGGACAAGCCGCUGCUUCCAGUUUUCUUGGAUCUGCACCCCCGCCCCCCGCCCCGGACUGGCCUCGAGGGUGGAGGUCUGGGGGAGAGGCCCGUGACCCCAGAUCCGUGUUGUCCCGAGGAAGCGGGUCUCUGCUGGCCCCGCCAGGCGGUGGCAGCCCCGUUGGUGUUGGGAGGACCCAGGCUGUUCACCAUUUCUGUGCGGAACACCCCGCUGUGGGGCGUCUGCAGGAGCAGCCAGCAGCUGGCACCUUGUACUUGGCCACAUCCCCACGCGGGCCCUGGGGCACCUCUGCAGCCGUGGCAACACCUGGACCCACAGAGCAGCCACCAGCACCUGAACGGCCACCGAGCCCCCUGCACUGGACGAGGCCGCGACAGCCCCCGGGCCCGGCGUAGGGAGGACUGGAUGGGCCCUCUGCUCUGUGGUCACGGCGGCCGACGUGAGAAGGGGAGCCGGGUGUCCAGCCCAGGAACAGGUCGGGGAAGCAGCCGAGUGACGGUCAGCUGUGGCCGCCGGGAUCGACUGGCCGCUGCCUCCCGCCACUGGGCCGGAGGUUCCCGCCCCGCCUCUGGGACAGGCAGGACCCCGGGGACUCUGCAGGUGACACCGGACGGUGGCCCCGGAGAGAGGAGCCUGGCAGAGCCGCGCGCGGGACAGGCUGCAGGGACCCCAGGGAAGCUGGCUGCGUGGCACACCGAGUCAGUGGGCACGGCGUCCCAGCGAGGAGAGCCCGCCGGCCAUCAGGGCCUCGCGUGCACGUCCGUGGCCUGGUUACUGACGCCGUGGGCCCAGCAACAGACCGACCCCUGACGGCCCACAAUGCCGCCACUUCAGCUGGAGCCUGGGGAGAGUGACCUCGCCCCUGAGAAGGGGACCCGCCGCGGGGAGUCCUCUCUGCCUCUCUAGAAGGUUCCCCUGACCAAGGACACACGCACACGGCCCCACGCAGGCAGAGACA